GCCGCCGCGACUUGAGGGCGAGCUCGGCGGCUGCCCCGCGCUUCUCUGCGCUUCGCUCCUCGUCGCUCCGCACCUGGCCGCGCGGCUCCGGGCCCGCCGGUGGGAUUACGGCGGCCGCCUCGCCGCAGCCAACGUCCAACCCGCGCCCCGCAGGAAAUUAAGAGCUCACGGAAAGCUUUAAAGAGGAGUUUUCUGGAAAGGAAAUAAUACCUUGGUGUCUUUUUAUGAAGAAGACCACCUGAAUUGUGUAACAUUCCUACGGUUGGGACCUGCCUUCAGCGUGCAGUGCAGGAGGAAUUCUUUCCUGCAUUACAAAUUGGGAAGAAGUGUUAAGAGUGGGAGCUGGAAAAUGGUUCUCUCUGAGAGGUGUGGAUGUAUCAGGAUGUAGCUGCUGUACAAAGUUUAUCCUUGGAUAACUCUGGACACAGAUAAACCUCCAUUGCUGACCUCCUGAAGAGGCGAUCCUUGUUCAGGCCCCAGCAUAAUGAAUAGUUUCCAUCACGCGGCGCUCAAGCUCCAACCUCCCAACUACAGCAUCCCACAAAAGAGCUUGUACAAGUUACAAAGAAAGUAAUUCUUGUUAAAGGCAUUAAACCAAACAAAAGAGGCUCUCCAUUCACAGACUUUACAUGAGAACAGAAACAGAAGGAAGUUGAAGCUUUUCUGCUCCUUGGCCGGUGUGCUUACGUACCAUGGUAAAGCUUUGUUGGGUUGCCCCCAGAGCAUAGUGCCUGGAAGAGAGCACCACCAGGAAGGGGCAGCCGAGGGAGAAGCCAUCCAUGGAGUGAAGUAUAAGAGCAAGAGAGGAAUUUGUUUGCUGGAUAUCCUCAAGCACAAAAUUUACUCUUACCUUUAAAUACGAUUUUGAAGAUCAGAACUGUAUACAGAUCUCAUCAUUCCUGACCAUGAUUACUGUACCCUGGAGCGUCUUCCUAAUUUGGACUAAAAUAGGGCUGUUACUUGACAUGGCACCUUAUUCUGUCGCUGCCAAACCGUGCCCAUCAGUAUGUCGCUGUGAUGUGGGUUUCAUAUAUUGUAAUGAUCGCGAUUUGACAUCUAUUCCUACAGGAAUCCCAGAGGAUGCUACUAACCUCUUCCUUCAGAACAAUCAAAUAAAUAAUGCUGGGAUUCCGUCCGAACUGAAGAACUUGCGUAGGGUGGAGAGAAUAUUUUUAUACCACAACAGCCUAGAUGAAUUCCCCACUAACCUCCCUAAGUACGUCAAAGAACUGCAUUUGCAGGAGAAUAAUAUAAGGACCAUCACUUACGAUUCACUUUCACAAAUUCCUUAUCUGGAAGAACUGCAUUUGGAUGAUAAUUCUGUUUCCGCUGUUAGCAUUGAAGAUGGAGCUUUCAGGGACAACAUCUAUCUCAGACUUCUUUUUCUCUCUCGAAAUCACCUUAGCACCAUUCCCUGGGGUUUGCCUAAAACAAUAGAAGAGCUACGCUUGGAUGAUAAUCGUAUUUCCACGAUUUCAGAGCUGUCCCUUCAAGACCUUACAAAUCUAAAACGCCUUGUUCUAGAUGGAAAUCUUCUAAAUAACCACGGAUUAGGAGACAAGGUCUUUAUGAAUCUAGUCAAUCUUACAGAACUGUCAUUGGUUCGCAAUUCACUUACAGCCGCACCAGUAAAUUUGCCAGGAACAAACCUAAGGAAGCUUUAUCUGCAAGAAAACCAUAUCAAUCACGUGCCACCCAAUGCUUUCUCUUACUUAAGGCAGUUGUAUCGACUAGAUAUGUCCAAUAACAAUCUCAGCAAUUUACCUCAGGGUGUCUUUGAUGACCUGGACAACAUAACUCAGCUGUUUCUUCGCAACAACCCUUGGCACUGUGGGUGCAAAAUGAAGUGGGUCCGUGACUGGUUACAGUCAUUGCCUUUGAAAGUGAACGUACGUGGGCUGAUGUGCCAGGCGCCGGAAAAAGUGCGCGGAAUGGCUAUCAAAGACCUGAACGCGGAACUGUUCGAUUGUAAGGAUGACAUGAGCACCAUCCAGAUCACUACUGCGGUACCCAACACGCUGUACCCGGCCCAGGGACACUGGCCGGUUUCUGUGACCAAACAACCAGACAUCAAGACCCCCAACCUAAACAAGAACUACAGAACCACGGCCAGCCCAGUACGCAAGAUCAUUACAAUAUUUGUGAAAUCGGUGAGCACAGAGACCAUCCACAUCUCCUGGAAAGUUGCGCUGCCAAUGACAGCCUUACGGCUCAGCUGGCUCAAGAUGGGCCACAGCCCUGCCUUUGGAUCUAUAACUGAAACCAUCGUAACAGGGGACAGGAGUGACUACCUGCUUACAGCACUCGAACCAGAGUCGCCAUACCGCGUGUGCAUGGUCCCCAUGGAAACCAGCAACAUCUAUCUCUCUGACGAGACACCUGAAUGCAUCGAGACCGAGACAGCUCCCCUCAAGAUGUACAACCCGACAACCACACUCAACCGGGAGCAGGAAAAGGAGCCCUACAAGAACUCCAGCGUGCCUCUGGCCGCCAUCAUCGGUGGCGCGGUGGCACUGGUGGCCCUGGCACUGCUGGCCCUGGUGUGCUGGUACGUCCACAGGAAUGGGGCCCUCUUCUCCCGGCACUGCGCCUACAGCAAGGGGCGCAGGAGGAAGGACGACUAUGCUGAGGCGGGUACCAAGAAGGACAACUCCAUCCUAGAAAUCAGGGAGACUUCUUUUCAGAUGAUACCCAUCACUAACGACCAGGUGUCCAAGGAGGAGUUUGUAAUACACACCAUUUUCCCCCCUAAUGGCAUGAAUCUGUAUAAGAACAGCCACAGUGAAAGCAGUAGUAACAGGAGCUACAGAGACAGUGGUAUUCCAGAUUCAGAUCAUUCACACUCAUGAUACUGAAGGACAUGAAAGACUGGUUUGGUUUUGGUUGGUUUGUUGUUUGGUUUUUUUUAAAAAAAAAAAAAAUGAGAAAAGACUGACUUUUAACGGUUGCUGUUCUACUGCAAAACACUGGAUUAAAGACUGACAAAGCAAUGUACUGUACAUUUGCCAUAUAAUUUAUAUUUAAGAACUUUUUAUUAAAAGUUUCAAAUUUCAGGCUACUGCUGCGAUUAAUGUAGUGGGGAUACCUGACCACAAUUCUAUAUUUUAGUAUUUUUUAGUAAUUUGUACUGUAUUUUCCUUGCUAAUAUUGAAGUUACAGACCAUUUAACUUUUGUGUUCUACUGAGUAAGAUGACUUGUUGACUGUGAAAGUGAAUUUUCUUGCCGUGUUGAGCAGUCAGAACAUUCAUCUGAGAUCCUUGUAAGUGUAAGCACAGGCCAUUUUUCACUUUGGUAUUAAUAAAAUAAUGUUAAACCUGGCAAAUCAGGAAGAUCAAGAAGCGGUUGCAAAAACUCACAGAACUUAAAUGUUGGGUCUAUUAAAUCUGUAAACCACAACAAUAUUCAAUAAACAAAAAUGCGUGUAGUAAUGGGCAAUAUCAGCUGUCUGGAUACAUCCAUCCAUCCAACAAUGGUGAAAUCCAAUCUAAAAAGAAAAUAAUCAAAUCGAUUACGUGCAUGAGACUGAAACUGUUGGCACGUGUAAAAAGAAAAAAACUGACCCUUGGAAGAAAGCAUAACAAAAUUCCUAACAAGGAAUUCUAAAGAAAUGCGCUAGGCUCCAGUAACCAAGGGCUAGAUAGGGUGUAACAGUAGAUUUCUAGUUAUCAACACCAGUGGUCUGUUUGUUAGAGAGAAAAUGGUGAUGGAUGGCCACAGACAUUUGGAAGGCAGUGGCAGGGGGACAGGGAGAACACUGAGCAACUGUUCUUCAGCAGAAGGGCUAGAAGUACAGUUUCAUAAGGAAAACAAACAGGAUGAAAAGCAGGCAAUGCAAGCAGCGUCUCAUAAAUUUUAGUCACCCAGGUCAAAAGAAAAUUGGGGAAUUCAGCUAUUGUAAAGCAUGUACUCGAACAUUCUGUAGGUAUGCGUUAACCAUACUGCCAUUACAGUCAGGAAUACUGCCCAUUACUGUCACAGUUUUCCAGAAAUUCCUUGCUAAAUCUGUAAAGUAACGUUUCUUUCUGCCUUCCUGCUGAACUACACGCUAUUUCAUGUUUAAACCCCAAGCCACACUUAGUUGCCAUAAUCAUUUGUCUUUUCAACUGAAAACCAAAGUGCAUUGUACGCCCUUUGGCCAGUCUUGUAUGUGCCUUGAUCCAAUGCUACAUGUAUCAAGUUUUUUAAAACAAAGCAAAAAACCCUAAAAAAAUAAAAUACCCACUUUUUCAUACGUAACUUAAA
Molecule: messenger RNA, 4243 nt
Organism: Gallus gallus (chicken)
Lineage: Eukaryota; Metazoa; Chordata; Aves; Galliformes; Phasianidae
Gene: FLRT3
Product: fibronectin leucine rich transmembrane protein 3
Exons: 3
Coding region: 906-2849 (647 amino acids)
Molecular function (GO): protein binding
Source: RefSeq, a predicted model, not a curated record